Toxorhynchites rutilus septentrionalis is the source of this 3787-nucleotide messenger RNA. RefSeq names its product probable ATP-dependent RNA helicase kurz (gene kz). Gene Ontology annotation, cellular component: nucleolus; intracellular anatomical structure. Lineage: Eukaryota; Metazoa; Arthropoda; Insecta; Diptera; Culicidae. Gene Ontology annotation, biological process: maturation of SSU-rRNA from tricistronic rRNA transcript (SSU-rRNA, 5.8S rRNA, LSU-rRNA). Gene Ontology annotation, molecular function: RNA binding; ATP binding. The record is from RefSeq and is a predicted model, not a curated record. The coding region runs from base 114 to 3725 and encodes 1203 amino acids. The transcript is spliced from 4 exons.
ACAUGUGGUGGAGGUAAACAUUCCGCCAACAUUUUUGAGAAAUCAAAUAUAUGUAUUCAUACUCGUGAAUUCGGGUGUUAAUUGUGUUUCUGUUCUCACUACAAAUCUUCGGAAUGGGCAAAAGACGAUUCAACGAAAAGGGUCGUCAGCAAAAUGAAAUCGUCAUCGAUAACUCUGCUACAAAACAGAUAAAACUAGACUUUACCACCGAGGACGGUUACGGCGGUACAGAUGAUGCAAAUUUGCUUGUGCUGCCUUCAAAAAAACGACCAACUAAAAUCAAACAGAAUAAAAUUACAGUUACGAGGAUAUUAUCGAAAAAACAACGCAAAAGACUAGAGAAAGUCGUUGAUCAGAAACGGAAAAAGGAGAAUCGUUCCACUCUGAUAACAGCUCUAGCCAAAUUUCAAGCACCAUUAACGGAAUUGAAACAUUACACCAAGAUAAGCUCAAUACAGACAAAGGGACUGAAACAACUUUUUAAGGAACAGAAAUUUGGUGUCACGGUAAUAUCAGAACCUACCGCCGGUGAAGCGAAAGUUAAGUGUCUUGUUGGUAGCCGAAAACAACGUAUUGCAUUGAUGCGAGCUCAGGCCAGCGAUGAUACUGAUAAAGAUAAUGAUGAAACUUCUAGGGACCUAAACACGCUCGGUGUUGACGACGGUAGUUCGUCAUCGGAAGCUGAAGACGAAAUUGACCAUAAAAAUCAUGCACCGGAACUAGAGAAUACGGUUGGGGUUGAAAUUAAAGCCGAAGUUAAUAAUAAAAGUGGCCCUGCGGCAGUACAAAAUAAGACUGAAAUUGAAGUUCACUGUCAAGCAACUGACAUUGUCGAAAGAUCCAAGAAUACGCAAAGCGUGGAAAAUACGGCAAAAUUGAGUAGCAAACCAGCUGUAUAUGUGCAUGUUGAACGAGAUUCGGACGUUCAAGCGGCUCGUCUUAAGCUUCCAAUUCUCGCUGAGGAACAGGUCAUCAUGGAGGCAAUCAAUGAAAACCCAAUCGUUAUAUUAGCGGGAGAAACAGGAAGCGGCAAAACAACGCAAGUGCCCCAAUUUUUAUACGAAGCUGGAUAUGCGGAACCAAAUCGUGGUAUUAUUGCCAUUACUGAACCACGACGUGUUGCUGCUGUUUCGAUGUCCAAGCGUGUAGGAGCAGAGAUGAAUCUCUCGACCGACAUUGUGUCCUACCUAAUUCGCUUUGAAGGAAAUGUAACAGAUAGGACCAGAAUAAAAUUCCUAACAGACGGAGUACUUCUAAAAGAAAUCGAAAAAGAUUUUCUGUUGGCGGCAUACUCGGUGGUCAUUUUGGACGAAGCUCACGAGCGUAGCAUAUACACUGACAUAUUGAUAGGACUGCUGUCAAGAAUUGUGAUUUUACGAAUGAGGAAAGGUACCCCGUUAAAAUUGAUAAUAAUGUCUGCGACCCUCAGAGUUAAGGAUUUUACUGAGAAUCGCACACUUUUCUCCAAGGUUCCUCCGGUGAUAAACAUAGAUUCCCGACAGUUCCCUGUGACUGUUCAUUUUAGUAAAACUACAGCCGUUAACUAUGUCAGAGAAGCUUAUUUGAAAACCAUUAAAAUUCAUACAAAAUUACCAGACGGAGGCAUUCUUGUGUUCCUCACCGGACAGAAAGAGGUUAAUCAGAUGGUGAAAAAGCUGAGAAAAGCGUUUCCCUUUGAAGAAAGCUUCGAUUCUGAGUCUGGAAAAAAAUGCUACGUUCUUGCGCCUAUUGCCUCUGAUGAUGAGGACGAAACGUUAGCAUGCACCGUUAACCGUAAGAAAGCAGCCAAAAUUGAUAGUAGGAAAAAGAGACUUGCGAAACAAACUCAGAAACAACAAAUAGAAUUACCGCGAAUAAAUUUGGAUAAUUACCAGCUACCUUGGGAUGAUACUGAGGGCGAUCAACGAGAUGUCGAUGACGAUGAUGACUGUGAGUACGAAGAGGCUAGUGGUCUGGAUUCUGAUUUUGACGAGAAUUUAAACACUUCCGAACUCAAAGGAAAACAACCUCUUUGUGUUCUUCCACUGUACUCAAUUUUGUCGUCAGAGAAGCAGCAAAGAGUGUUUGAAGAGCCCCCUGGAGGGACCAGGCUGUGUGUCGUUGCAACGAACGUGGCCGAAACAUCGCUGACUAUUCCCGGAAUUAAAUAUGUAAUUGAUUGUGGCCGUCAAAAAACGAAGCUCUACGAUCAAGUUACAGGUGUAACAGCAUUCAAUGUAACUUACAUAAGUAAAGCAUCCGCAAAUCAACGUGCUGGAAGAGCUGGCCGAGUUGCUCCCGGACACUGCUACCGUCUCUAUUCGAGUGCUGUUUAUAAUAAUGAAUUUGAAGAAUUCACAACGCCAGAAAUUAUGAAAAAGCCAGUGGAUGAUCUUAUGCUGCAGAUGAAGUGUAUGGGUAUCGAUAAAGUGAUUAAUUUCCCAUUUCCUUCUCCACCUGAUAAACUACAGUUGGAAAUCGCAGAGAAACAUUUGGUGUUGAUGGACGCACUUGAAGAACACAUUGUUAACAAUAAGAACAAAUCCCAAACAUUGAGUCGAGUCACUGAGCUCGGUCGAACAAUAUCGGCCUUUCCUGUUGCUCCUCGUUUUGGUAAAAUGUUGGCUUUGAGCCAUCAACAAGGUUUGCUCGCAUACACCGUCUGCAUGGUAGCUGCGUUAUCGGUUCAAGAAGUGUUGCAAGAGGUUUCCCUAUCAGACGAUUCCGAUGAGCAUAAAAAGUGGCGAAUCAAGAGGAAAUCUUGGGCGAAAACAGGAAACUCGCUACUGCUUGGGGAUCCCAUGAUUUUAUUGCGUGCAGUAGGGGCUGCGGAAUUUUCGAACAGCACUGGCCGGAUGGCUGAAUUCUGUCAAGAGAACGGCCUCCGUUUGAAGGCGAUUAAGGAAAUUCGGAAAUUACGCGUUCAACUUACCAACGAAAUCAACAUCAACCUCAAAGACCUUAAUCUGUCGGUUGAUCCGAAGAUGCCACCUCCAAGUGACACGCAGGCUAAACUCCUACGGCAGCUGGUGCUUAUUGGCAUGGCGGACAAAAUUGCGCGCAAAAUUCCAGACACCGAAAUAAAGUUGAAUAAAGAUAGGAUCAAAUACAAGCAUGCGUAUAACCUACCGGACAUGGAAAAUCCCGUUUUCGUGAACUCAAGUUCAGUGCUGAGAAGACACAACCCAGAAUGGAUAUGCUAUCAGGAAGUUUACGAAACAAUGGAAGGUGGAAAAAGUAAAAUAUUUUUGAGGGGAAUCACAGCCAUCGAACCCGAAUGGUUACUACAAUUGGUACCAAACUACUGUAACAUAAUCAAAGUCUUGGAUGAACCAGAACCUUGGUAUGAUCCAGCCAACGAUAGCAUCAUGUGUCACGUGCAAGCGACUGUAGGCAAAUCCGGUUGGCAAUUACCGAUAGCGGAAAUCGAUAUGCCGAAAGACGAGAAACGAUACCUGUACUUCAUCAAAUUUUUCGUUUAUGGAACUGUGUAUCCAAAACUAGCGCGCUUUGCAAUGCAUCUUCUUUCUUCUCCGGAUACAAUUCUUCGCUCAUAUUUGACAUCCAUUUCCCGGAUUAACGCAUUGUACAAACUGUUUCUGAAGAAUGAGAUAUUCUCCAAGUCGCGUUUGGAUGAACUCUGGAAAAUCGAUCAAAAUUUUCUUCUACACGAGUAUCAACAACUUCUACCUGCAUCAUGCCACGAUGAUGUGAAAAAUAUGUGGCCUCCAAGUAGGUUAAAAUAAGCAAUAUAUUGGUUAUAGAAUAGCCAAAUUUUAAUUUAAAACGCUUUAUUAAUUGAUAUAUA